CGGAGGCUGACUGUCACAGUGCGAUCAUAGUUCGAUUGAGUGGAAUCUGAUUUAUAAUAUAACGACAACAAGAUGUAUAAGUUUGCCAUCCUCCUCAUCGCAUCCUACAUAAGCAGCACCGCAGCUCUCCCGCCCUGCGUGUGCGCACGCGACUAUACGCCGGUCUGCGGCACAGACGGCGAAACCUACCCCAACAGCUGCAUGCUCGACUGCAGCGCCCAGACCAAACAGGACCUCAAGCUCGCCCACGGGGGCCCCUGCCAAGCAGAACCCACCUGCUUCUGCACAUACGAGUACAAACCAGUCUGCGGCAUCGACGGCACAACCUACCCUAACAAAUGCGCUCUCGGCUGCGAAAGAGCUCGAAACCCACUCUUGACUAAGCAACACGACGGCCCUUGCGAAACUAAAGCCUUAUCCGAACAAGUAGCUAAACUCCCCACUUGCACUUGCACUAGGAACUUUGAGCCCGUCUGUGGAACCGACGGCGUCACUUACAGCAACACGUGUCUGUUGAAAUGUGCGGCGCAGAACAAGCCUUUGGAUAAAAAAGACGACGGUCCCUGCGAGGACUUAACGGUUAGAGUAGCGGAGGAUUCAAAAGAGUCACCUAAGAAAAGCUGUGUGUGCUUCAGGAAUUAUAUGCCUGUGUGCGGGUCUGAUGGGAAAACGUACCCUAACCAUUGUGUGCUGGGAUGCUCGAGUAAAAGGAGCCCCGGAGUGAGCGUGGCUCACAAUGGUCCCUGCUAAAUA
Molecule: messenger RNA, 753 nt
Organism: Cydia amplana
Lineage: Eukaryota; Metazoa; Arthropoda; Insecta; Lepidoptera; Tortricidae
Product: serine protease inhibitor dipetalogastin-like
Exons: 2
Coding region: 73-750 (225 amino acids)
Molecular function (GO): serine-type endopeptidase inhibitor activity; protein binding
Source: RefSeq, a predicted model, not a curated record